AUGGCGGCAGAGCCAUCAUUAUCAUAUCUCGUCGUUGGUGCUGGAGUGUUUGGCGCCUUGACUGCUCAUCAGCUGGCUAAAAAGUACCCGGGCAGCUCUAUCAGUCUCAUUGACCGAGCACCGUACCCCUGUCCGCUGGGUGCGUCCUGGGACUGGAACAAAAUCAUUCGAGCUGAUUAUGGAGACUUGUUCUAUAUGAAGAAAGCUCUGGAUGCCAUUGAUAUGUGGCGGAACGAUCCUCUAUACCAUCCAUUCUAUCACCAAAGUGGGCUGGUCAACAACAUCAACAAUACAGGAUUGGGACAGCGAAUGAUAGAUAAUUACAAGAACUUGUACAUCGCAGUAGAUCCUAGACUCGUCUCCGUACAAGAUUUUUAG
Messenger RNA from Cadophora gregata, 378 nucleotides. RefSeq lists its product as uncharacterized. Gene Ontology annotation, molecular function: flavin adenine dinucleotide binding; sarcosine oxidase activity. The transcript has a single exon. NCBI's taxonomy places the organism in Eukaryota, Fungi, Ascomycota, Leotiomycetes, Helotiales, Ploettnerulaceae. The record is from RefSeq and is a predicted model, not a curated record. Bases 1 to 378 code for a protein of 125 amino acids.